Lactuca virosa is the source of this 1221-nucleotide messenger RNA. Lineage: Eukaryota; Viridiplantae; Streptophyta; Magnoliopsida; Asterales; Asteraceae. The record is from the annotation of a GenBank genome assembly.
AUGAAGCAAUCGAGAAAGUCUGCCAAAGUUGCUUAUCAAGGAUUAAAGGAGUUAGUUAAAUUUGGAAAGUUUGCUGAGAUUGAAGACACUCCUGCUGUUGGUUCAAUAAAUGUUGAGGUUGCUGACGAACACGUGGCGCCCAAACCAAAGUUUCAAUUUGCCAUUGAAGAGAUUGAAUUAUCUGAUGAUGAAGAAGAUCAAGAGGAUGAAGAAAAUGAAUUUGCAGAAAAAGAGUUUGAUGUCUUUACUCAACAAAGUAUCUCUAACCCAGAGAAGGAUGCAGCUGUCACACCUCCUGUUGUGACUGAAAGGGUAAGUGAUACAUCAAUGCAAUCUUCCAUAUCGACACCUGAACAUAUGGAUGCUCUCAUAGCAGAAUUACAGCAAACUGCAACGAAGCCUCCACAAAUAAUUUCUGUCGCUACUGAACCUCCAUCUGAAAGUGAUCCAGAAGACUCAGCCUACACUUUACUCCCAAGGAAGCGAACAAGAAGAGAUCCAAGGCCGGGAGUGUUUAUCACGGACCCAGUUCAAAAUAAAUCUACACCGAUUGAGCCUGGUUCUAUGGCUCAAAACAUACAAAGCACAUUCACUGAGACCUCUCCAGUGAUUCAAGAAAUACCAAGCCAGAUCCCUGAGCCCAUUCCUAUGGAUCAGGAUUUUCAAAGCCCAAUUGUUGAAGAAGAAGUCAUACCUUCAGAAGGAGCUCAAACUUCAGGAAGAUCAUUUGAAACACCCGAGUUGGACAUCUCCAAAGGAAAAAGCAAGUUGCCUGAAUCUGAAUUGGUUGAUGUUGUUCAGCUUCAGAACAAAGUCUUUGAUCUGGAACAAAACUCUGCUGAAAAAGAUUUGGUAAUUGGAAAGCAUGAUAUUCGAAUCAGCGAGCUUGAGAAAGAGAACUCCGAUAAAGAUUCAAAGAUCUUAGAGCUUCAAGCGAAUCUCGAUGGUUUAACUGUUCUAUUCUUUGAUCUGAAACAAUUCCUAUUUCAGAAGUUUGGUGAUAAAUUUCAACCAUUGAGCGCUGAAGGAGAAAAGAUCACUGCUUCUAUUUCAGGUCCCGUCAAUCAAACUUCACAAUCUUCAAGUGAAAGAGCUGCAAGACCUGCUCCAGAUGCUAACCUUGAUACAUUCCUAUCUUCUGGUUCUCUUUCUGCUCAAGAAAGAAGAGAGAAGCAAAUUAGCGUAAAAGAUGAGCUCGGAAGCAAAAGGAAGCGGAAUUGA